CAGUGUCAGCUGGCACCAUCGAAGAAGAAAGAUCCGGAAGUAAGUCAGACGUCGCUAGCGUCGUGUCUUUUAUCAUCGCUCUUAUUUUUUUGCCUUUUCUGGUCAUUCACGCAACGUUUCAGUCCAAUAUCAAUGUUGAAACAUCUCCACAUGAACUCGCCUCGUCUCCAGCUGGCUUAGCUUGCGAGCCGCGGACAAAAACAGGCGCAAGUGAGCUACGCACGCUAGCCGGAGCGUCGAGUGUUUGUUGUUGUCGCGCUAAAAUGUGCAAAGUGAAAAUGCUGAGACAUUUGGUGAACGAGCGACUGAGUGCGGCCGUGGAGGACAUCUUUGCGGUUCUGGAGAGAACCAUAACGGAGUACGAGGACGAACUUUCCAGGACAAAAGAGCAGAAUCGGCGACAGCGUCAACGACUGGAGGCUCUCAUGGUCUCGCACACUGCAGAUGUCGGCAAAGAUAAUAAGCAGCAGCAGGAGUGGCGCUACGGGGGGUCGCGGGGGGGACCGCAGCCCUCUCACCACGUUAAGGAGGAAGAAGAGGAAGUGGACGUCAGUGAAGAAGGCUUCCAUGUCAUUGUGAAGAGUGAAGAUGAAGAAGAAGAAGGUGAGCACGAAGAGAAGAGAGCCUCAGGCAGCCUCUUAGCUCGUCUCUCGGCCAGCGGGGACGCGUCGCGUCCUGACACCAACGAAGACUCCGAAGGCGCAUCCCGCUCCAAAUAUCCUCAAUGUGACAAAACAUUUGACGACAAAGCCGCCGUGAAGAGACACGCCGGGCAUCACCGGGGCAGCAAAACGUUCAGCUGCUCCGUGUGCGCCAGCAGUUUCCAUCUGAAGAAACAUCUCGUCCGUCACAUGAUCGGCCACCCGGGGGAGAAACCCUUCGUCUGCCCCUUCUGCGGGGCCGGGUUCUAUCAUAUGAGCAGCCUGAUACGACAUAGGCGGACCCACACUGGGGAGAAACCCUACACGUGCUCUGUGUGCGGGAAAAGAUUCUCGCAGAAAGGACAUUUAAUCACGCACGCCAGGACGCACACGGGAGAAAAAAGUUUCUCCUGCUCCGUCUGCGGCACCGCUUUUAGCGACCGAUCCGCUCUUGUUCAACACCGACGAACUCACACCGGAGAGAAACCGUUCGCUUGCUCCGUUUGCGGUGGCAAAUUCACCCGCAGGGGACAUCUUCUCAUUCACAUGAGGACACACACUGGAGAGAAACCAUUCGCUUGCCCUACAUGCGGGAAAAGACUAACGCGCAAGGCGCAUUUGACCACGCACAUGAGGACGCACACGGGAGAAAAACCUUUUCCUUGCUCCGUGUGCGGCACCAUGUUCAGCUUCCGCUCGGCUCUGGCCCAGCACAUGAGGACUCACACUGGAGAGAAACCGUUUCCCUGCUCCCUGUGCGGCGAGAGAUUCUCCCAGAAAGGACACUUGAACAUUCACACUAGGACGCACACCGGAGAAAAACCCUUCAGCUGCACCGCCUGCCAGAAAAAGUUCACCCACAAGUACCAGAUGAAUAAACACAAGUGUGCCUUGAACAACAGCAGCAGCAGCCAGUGAACACUUUCAAAUUGACAUUUUAGUGACACACUUGGUCAUUUGUUGUAAAUUUACAGUAAGUCCUCUCCAUCACGGGGGUUAUGUUGCAGCCCCACGGAAAUAAGUGAAAAUCUUUGAUAAAAACAAAAAUACCUACAGAAACAAACAAAAAAAAAAGUCCAGGUCUUCAAACAAUACACAAUACAAACAUAUUUAAAUAUGUAUGUAUAUGUACAGUACCACCAAAUAGCGGGACCGUGAAGGGAAGACCGCGAUAUAGGGUUAGGGUUUACUGUACAUCUUUGUAACAGUGGAGUCGCCAAAGUUAAAUUUGCUUUAACUUUGGCGACUCGAAAGAGCACAAAAUGUCACCACGCAAGUAGCGUGCAAGCCACUAGGGGAAACUUUGGCAUCUUUGGGUAACUUGAAUUAUCGCCUGGAUAGUGAAAGUGACACCGGCCAAAUUCCUGCUGGGAGGUUUGCUGUCAAUCGCUCGCCGUCUUGAGGUCAUGACACGGCGUCUCGCUCGGGUUGAGGUCAACACUUUGUUUAUAAACUUGUCUGAACCUGUAAAGGUUACAAAAGUAUAGCAUGUUCUUUUUGGUCAGCAGUGGUUUUGACCCCAGAACUCUGCCACUGAGGCAAUUUUGGCCCCUUAUUGUCGAGUCAUGAACUCCGACCUUAACCGAGGCGAGAGAGGUCUGCAGUUCUUCGGGAGCGGUCCCGGGUGCCUUCGUGGCCUCCCGGAUGAGUGCUUGCUGUUCUCCAUUUGAGGAGAACGGCUCUCACCGUUGUUCGCUGGAGUCCUCGAGAUUUGGAAAUGGCGUCGUAAGCCUUUCCAGACUUUCUCAUUUCUCAUCUGUCGUGGAAUUUCUUUGGAUCGUGUCAUUCUUUUGCAGCUUUUUGAGAUAUUUUUGUCCGACUUGAUUUUGUCAGGACCGAUUCUGUUCAAGUGACUGUUUGAUUGAACAGGUGUGGAGGUCAUCAGGCUCGGGCGUGAUCAGUAAGAAUGAACCCAAAAUGGUGGUAAGCCACAAUAAAUGACUUUUACUUUUC
Messenger RNA from Phyllopteryx taeniolatus (common seadragon), 2594 nucleotides. Its product is annotated as oocyte zinc finger protein XlCOF6.1-like. Bases 264 to 1559 code for a protein of 431 amino acids. Lineage: Eukaryota; Metazoa; Chordata; Actinopteri; Syngnathiformes; Syngnathidae. Gene Ontology annotation, molecular function: RNA polymerase II cis-regulatory region sequence-specific DNA binding; DNA-binding transcription factor activity, RNA polymerase II-specific. The transcript is spliced from 2 exons. The record is from RefSeq and is a predicted model, not a curated record. Gene Ontology annotation, biological process: regulation of transcription by RNA polymerase II. Gene Ontology annotation, cellular component: PcG protein complex; transcription regulator complex.